UCGUCUAUCCCUCUGAGUUCUCUGUCUUCGCUUUGUGAUAUUACUAAGACGAAUCCAAACCUUGACGACCUAAGGCUUUAACGAUGGAGAAAGACGCUGACGGGUUCUACACUGGUCCUGGUUCCCCUCCUGCUGCUGCUACCGCUGCGCCUAAAGCUGUUGCUGAGGCGCCUACACCUGCACCUGGAAAGGAUGACGAGAAGAAGGAUGAGGAGGAGCCAAAGGCUCCUGGAGCCCAUAAAGAAACUGCAUCUGAGCUGCUGAAGUCAUCUUUCGAUGUGGAGGUAACACUAGCGGAUCAACAACAAGAUCCAAAUUCGCCUCUGUAUAGUGUGAAAACAUUCGAGGAGCUUAAUCUACAUGCGGACUUGUUAUCUGGUAUCUAUGCGAUGGGCUUCACACGACCGUCGAAGAUCCAGGAGCGUGCAUUACCUCUGCUUCUUGCAUCACCACCAUCACAUAUGAUUGGCCAGUCCCAGUCCGGGACAGGCAAAACCGCCGCCUUCGUCCUCGCCAUGCUCUCCCGUGUCGACUUCAAUAUCAACAAGCCACAAGCACUAUGUAUGGCCCCUUCGCGUGAACUGGCCCGCCAAAUCAUGUCCGUCGUCGUUGCCAUGGGCAAGUUUACGCCCGUGCAGACCGAGUUUGCCAUCAAGGAUGGUUUGCCGAAGGGGGCGUCGAAGGUGACGGCGCAUAUCAUUGUGGGGACACCGGGGACGAUGACGGAUUUGAUUCGGAGGAGGGUGAUAGAUGUGGAGGAGGUGAAAAUUCUUGUGCUCGAUGAGGCAGAUACGAUGGUGGGACAGGACGGGAUGGGUGAUCAGACGUUGAGGGUGAAGAACUCACUACCGAAAAACAAAAAUGUCCAGAUUGUCCUGUUUUCGGCCACAUUCCCAAAGCACGUUCAUCAGUUCGCUCAGAAGUUCGCACCAAACGCGAAUAAGAUCGAGCUAAGAAGAAACGAGAUCACUGUGGAGAAUAUCAAGCAAUUCUAUAUGGACUGUAAGGACGAGGUCAAGAAGUAUGACGUGCUAGUCCAGCUGUAUCACAUCCUCACCAUCGGGCAGAGUAUCAUCUUCUGCGAGCGCCGCGAGACCGCAGAUAAAAUUUCCAAACGCAUGACCGAUGAGGGCCACAAAGUCGCCUCCCUACAUGGUGCUAAAGACUCGGCAGAACGAGACGCUAUCAUUGACAGGUUUAGGGACGGGAAAGAGAAGGUGCUCAUCACGACGAACGUCAUCGCGCGGGGGAUCGAUAUCAUGCAAGUCAACAUGGUGGUGAACUAUGAUCUGCCGCUCAUGAGCGAUAGCCGAGGGGGCUUAAAGCCGGAUGUAGAGACCUAUAUUCAUCGGAUUGGCCGAACGGGCCGUUUUGGGCGCAAGGGUCUCUCGAUCAACUUCGUCCAUAAUGACAAGACGUGGAAGCAGAUGCAGGACAUUGAGGCUGUCACGGGCAAGGUUAUCACGAAGGUGGAGACGGAUGAUCUCGAUGUAAUGGAGGAGACGCUGAAGAAGUACUUGAAGUAAUGAUGGACCUGCGUGUAGAGUAUAUGUCUCCGAGUACUAUUGGGCACAAUGUUGUACUAGUGUGUGGCGGCAUAUUUGUAGGAUCAGUUUGGGAUAGGUGCUUGUAUUGCGUUUGUUUCGGUUGCUAAGAUUGAGGGUUGAGGGGCAUCGAGCUUGAUGCAUGACUUUAUAGCGCUAGACACAGUUAUUGUGUGGCGAGUGUCUGCUCGGUCGGAAGUCCGAGUAUCUCAGGAUCUUACCUCCUUCCACAGCCUA
Stereum hirsutum FP-91666 SS1 is the source of this 1781-nucleotide messenger RNA. Its product is annotated as ATP-dependent RNA helicase DBP5. The record is from RefSeq and is a predicted model, not a curated record. Lineage: Eukaryota; Fungi; Basidiomycota; Agaricomycetes; Russulales; Stereaceae. Gene Ontology annotation, biological process: poly(A)+ mRNA export from nucleus. The transcript is spliced from 10 exons. Gene Ontology annotation, cellular component: cytoplasmic stress granule; nucleus. Bases 84 to 1526 code for a protein of 480 amino acids. Gene Ontology annotation, molecular function: RNA binding; ATP binding; RNA helicase activity.